AUGGGUCGAGCAGAAGGUGACUUCUCACGCCCUCAUGGUUGGACAAAUUUUACGAUGUGUUUUACUCGGGAAGUUGUUGAAAUGAUGACUAAGCUCACCAACGGAUCUCUUGUUAUAGCUCAAGAAGUAGCAAGGAAUGCUCGUAAAUUAGAAUUUGUUGGUCUUGGCUUAUCGCUCAUUUCUUUGCUCAUAUCAAUCGCUAUUUUUUCUUACUUCAGGAGGCUUCGGGUAUUUAGGAAUUUAUUGCAUUUACAAUUAAUGAUUGCCAUAUUAAUGGUUGUUGUAAUUCGCCUUAUCCUCUACAUCGAUCUUAUUUUCACUGAUCGUCUUGGACCACAUCAUCUGGAUAGUAAUAAUGGAAAAACUAUAAAUACUACGGUAUUUUUAUGUGAAGCGAUGUUUUUUAUGCUUGAGUAUUUCAAAACUGUUGCAUUUUGUUGGAUGUUCCUUGAGGGAUUCUAUUUGCAUAAUAAACUCGUCUUUACAGUAUUUGCAUCCGAACUACGUCUCACACGUUAUCUUAUAGCCGGAUACGGUUUUCCACUGGCACAAACAUUUCUAUGGUUAGCAGUAAUAUUUAUGAAGAAACAAGGAAAAGUGGAUCGAUGUCUUGGACCAUAUUAUCUUGAACCGGAAUUUUGGCUUUUGGAUGGGCCAAGGAUGUUUGAAUUAGUUGUAAAUUUAUUUUUCAUAUGCAAUGUAAUUCGAGUUUUAUGGACAAAAGUAAGCCAAUCACGCAAUACGAGUGAAUUAGAUAGGAUGAAGAAAAGUGUAAAAGCAGCACUGAUGCUAAUCCCACUAUUAGGUAUUCCGAAUAUUAUGCAAACUAUACCAUUCUCGCCAACUAAAGAUAAUAUUGUAGUAAGUUGA
This is a messenger RNA of Acanthocheilonema viteae, 870 nucleotides long. NCBI's taxonomy places the organism in Eukaryota, Metazoa, Nematoda, Chromadorea, Rhabditida, Onchocercidae. The record is from the annotation of a GenBank genome assembly.